AUGAGCGAUGUCACCAUCGUCAGAGAGGGAUGGCUUCAGAAACGGGGUGAAUACAUAAAGAACUGGCGGCCACGUUACUUCCUUCUCAGGACGGACGGCUCAUUCAUUGGCUACAAGGAGAAACCUCAGGACACCGACCUGCCCUACCCUCUAAACAACUUCUCCGUAGCAAAAUGCCAGCUAAUGAAGACAGAGAGGCCAAAACCCAACACCUUCAUCAUCCGCUGCCUCCAGUGGACCACUGUCAUCGAGAGAACAUUCCACGUGGACUCCCCCGAUGAGAGAGAUGAGUGGACGGAGGCCAUCCAGAUGGUGGCGGACAAGCUGCAGAAGCAAGAGGAGGAGCGCAUCCAAUGUAGCCCCACCUCCAACAUCGACAACAUGGUGGAGGAGGAGAUGGACAUCUCCACCACACACCACAAACGAAAGACAAUGAGCGACUUCGACUACCUGAAGCUGCUCGGAAAGGGAACGUUUGGGAAAGUGAUUCUAGUGCGGGAGAAGGCCAGCGGGAAAUACUAUGCCAUGAAGAUUCUUAAAAAGGAAGUUAUCAUUGCCAAGGAUGAAGUGGCGCACACGCUCACCGAGAGUCGCGUCCUGAAAAACACCAGACACCCCUUUCUCACCUCAUUGAAGUAUUCGUUCCAGACAAAAGACCGCCUUUGUUUUGUCAUGGAGUAUGUGAAUGGUGGAGAGCUGUUUUUCCACUUGUCGAGAGAGCGGGUGUUCUCCGAGGAGCGCACGCGUUUCUACGGCGCCGAGAUCGUCUCGGCCCUCGACUACCUGCACUCGGCAAAGAUCGUUUACCGCGACCUCAAGCUGGAGAACCUGAUGCUGGAUAAAGAUGGCCACAUCAAGAUAACUGACUUUGGCCUUUGUAAGGAAGGCAUCACGGACGCCGCAACCAUGAAGACCUUCUGUGGCACGCCAGAGUACCUCGCACCCGAGGUACUGGAGGACAAUGACUACGGCCGGGCAGUGGAUUGGUGGGGUCUGGGCGUGGUGACGUACGAGAUGAUGUGCGGCCGUCUACCCUUCUACAACCAGGACCACGAGAAGCUUUUCGAGCUCAUCCUGAUGGAGGACAUCAAGUUCCCGCGCACUCUUUCGGCAGACGCCAAGUCACUGCUGUCGGGCCUCCUCAUCAAAGACCCCAACAAACGGCUCGGCGGAGGACCGGAUGACGCCAAAGAAAUCAUGAGGCACAGUUUCUUCACUGGCGUCGACUGGCAGCACGUGUACGACAAAAAGAUGGUUCCGCCGUUCAAGCCUCAGGUGACGUCUGAGACGGACACCAGGUACUUUGACGAGGAGUUCACUGCACAGACCAUCACGGUGACGCCGCCCGAGAAAUUCGAUGAAGACGGCAUGGACUGUCUGGACAACGAGCGCCGACCGCACUUCCCGCAGUUCUCCUACUCGGCCAGCGGACGGGAAUGA
Nerophis lumbriciformis (worm pipefish) is the source of this 1440-nucleotide messenger RNA. Lineage: Eukaryota; Metazoa; Chordata; Actinopteri; Syngnathiformes; Syngnathidae. The record is from RefSeq and is a predicted model, not a curated record.